Messenger RNA from Perognathus longimembris pacificus (Pacific pocket mouse), 276 nucleotides. It is a transcript of the gene P3r3urf, whose product is annotated as PIK3R3 upstream open reading frame. Bases 1 to 276 code for a protein of 91 amino acids. NCBI's taxonomy places the organism in Eukaryota, Metazoa, Chordata, Mammalia, Rodentia, Heteromyidae. The transcript has 2 exons. The record is from RefSeq and is a predicted model, not a curated record.
AUGGGGCCCUCUCGGCUUCUUCGUGCCCCCCGGCCCCGGGGCAUGAGUUCCCCCUAUCCCAGGCCGGGUAUGGGCUGUCCUCGGCCUCGGGUCCCCAAGAUGUUCAAGCGUAGCUACAGAACAUACCAUAAGAAACCCCAAGCUCCAGCCACCACCAGACGUGCCACCAUGACCACAAACAUCAGGAAUACCCGCACUGCUUCCACUAGCGUGUGGAUCCUCUCACCUCGAGUUCUCAGACACCUCUGUCAACCGGGGAGCUUUCUGAUCCUCUAG